This is a messenger RNA of Arabidopsis arenosa, 1019 nucleotides long. The record is from the annotation of a GenBank genome assembly. NCBI's taxonomy places the organism in Eukaryota, Viridiplantae, Streptophyta, Magnoliopsida, Brassicales, Brassicaceae.
GUUUCUCUUUUUUCGUCUAGUUUGUUUGAUUCAGUUCUUGUUCAUCUUUCUUCUCGAAGGUGUUCUGUCUUUCUUUGAUUCCUUCGAUAUCAUUCUUAUGAAUCCCCCUUUAUUGAAGUUUCAGGUCUUUGCAGCUUUUGGACAAAUAGUUGGAGGGAACUGGUCUCAAGUAAUGCAGUUAUAUCAUCAUCCUUACUCAUUAGACAGCCAAAGAGUGAGACUAGCUUUGGAAGAGAAAGGCAUUGAUUACACAUCAUACCAUGUGAAUCCCAUCACAGGCAAGCACAUGGACCCUUCCUUCUUUAGGAUGAAUCCCAACGCUAAACUUCCCGUUUUCAGGAAUGGUUCUCACAUCAUUUUGGACACUAUUGAGAUCAUAGAGUACUUAGAGAGAAUAGCUGAGGUUUCCUCUGGUAUAGAGGAUGCUACUUUUGGCAGAGAAGUUCUUGAAUGGAUGCGGAAGAUUAGGGAAUGGGACUCCAAGCUUUUCACUCUUGCUCACAUACCGGAUAAUCGUCGCCUCUAUGUUUCCAAGUUCUUGAGGAUGGUUGUUAUUGCAAGGAUGGCUGAGUCCCCAGACUUAGCUAGUGCUUACCAUAGGAAGCUAAGGGAAGCGUACGAUACAGAAGACAAACUAAAAGACCCUGGGGCCUUAAGGAGAAGCAAAGACCAUUUGCUUAGGCUUCUAGAUGAGGUUGAAACAAAGCUAGAGGGGACAAUGUAUUUGGCAGGGAAUGAGUUUAGUAUGGCUGAUGUAAUGCUAAUCCCGGUGCUAGCUCGGUUAUCGCUCUUGGAUUUGGAAGAGGAGUAUAUAAGUAGCAGGAAGAAUCUUGCUGAGUAUUGGGCUGUUGUGAGGAGGCGGCCAAGUUACAAGAAGGACAUUGCUUGUAAAGUCGAGAAAAAGCUUAUUACCCAUAUUUGAUCACCAAAAAUGAGAAAAAUAUUUUAUUUAAGAAGUUUGCGAUGCAAAGAUCUCAGGGUAAUAUCUUUGCAGAAGCGAAUAAAGAUUAAAGAAUGUG